AUGAGGGAUGAAUCAAAGGACAUAGGAGCCAUAGAGGCAUCAGCAGGCUGUGGCUGUAAUGAGGAAGAUACUGAGCAGAUAAAAAGGAGGAAGAGACUCCAUGAAAUGGAAGAUACUGAUUUACUCACAGCUGGACAGUACCAGACCAUACAGUGGCAGGAACUGUGGACAGAUAAAAUUACUCUUGAUAAGGAGGAAGUACCAUUGUUAACCUCAGAUAAAUUGAUCUCAAUCUCCCAUUUCUAUAAAGCAGGAACACUCCUCUUGUUACUGGUCUUAAAUUUGCAUCUGUGUGAGAAUGUUGCCUCUUUGCCUGUGAAUGUCCGCGGAACUGGAAAUAAUCAAGUCUACCUCCAGGACCUGUUCAAUCAUGCCAUCAGGCUGUCUUAUAACAUCAGUGAACUCAAUAGGGAAAUGCGCAAGAUGUUUAUGUUAGAGUUGAACAAGGAUGAGAAGAAUAUGCUCAAGAUGCUUGACAGCUGCCACUCUCCUCCCAUCAACACCCCCAAGACAAUACAGGAAUCCCGAAAGUUAUCAGUUCAUCCUGGCAUUGAACAUGACUAUGCUGAAUGGUCAGAUUUGAAGUCUUUGCAAGCAGCUGAUGAAGAAACUUGCCUCUCUUCAUUAUUUAAAUUGUCCUUCUGCUUGGCAAUUGACACAUACAUGGUUGACCUUAAUCUUAAAUACCUGAUAUCAGGGGCACUUCUGCUGCUGGUGGUGCCAAACCUCCUUUUAUGGGAGAACGUGGCCUCUGUGCCUUUGAGUACUAAUGAGACUGAUGAUGAUAACCUAUACCUCGAAGAAUUAUUUGAUCAUGCCAUGAUCCUCUUGCACAAUAUCAGUAAGCUCAACAUUGAAAUGCGUAAAAUAUAUAUGCUUGAGUAUUUUGAGGAUCAGGAGUUUCUGGUCAAGACUCUUACUUGCUGCCACAAUUACACCAUCAAAACACCAAAAAACAUGGAUGCAAUCCAAAAGAUCUCUGUAGAAGAUUUUCCAAAACUGAUACUCAGUAGAGUACAGGCUUGGAAUGACACUCUUCACAACCUCCUGACCAUACUUGAAAGUACUCCGGGAACACACGAUGCUGUCCUAUCAAUAGCCAGAGACAUUAGGACAAAAAAUGCAGAACUUUUUGAGGCCAGCAAGAAAAUACUCAACAAGAUUUAUGGAAAAAUAGAAAUUGUAGAUCAUGCUGUCCUGACGGGUCUUGAAGACUUCCAAUCAUCUGAUGAAGACUUUCGGCUAUUUGCUCUGUGUAAAUUAUCUUAUUGCUUACGUCAAGACAUGAAUAUGGUUAACAUUUAUCUUCAGCUCUUGAGUUGUGUGAUGCUUGUUAAAAGUGACGUGUGCUUAUACCCCCAAAUUAGAGAUAACUCAUGA
Molecule: messenger RNA, 1380 nt
Organism: Arvicola amphibius (Eurasian water vole)
Lineage: Eukaryota; Metazoa; Chordata; Mammalia; Rodentia; Cricetidae
Product: prolactin-7A1-like
Exons: 8
Coding region: 1-1380 (459 amino acids)
Biological process (GO): positive regulation of lactation; female pregnancy; positive regulation of receptor signaling pathway via JAK-STAT
Cellular component (GO): extracellular region
Molecular function (GO): hormone activity; prolactin receptor binding
Source: RefSeq, a predicted model, not a curated record